AUGGGCCGCCGCAAAAUUGAGAUCGAGAGGGUGAAAAACUCCAACACAAGGCAGGUCACAUUCUCAAAGCGUCGAACAGGCUUAUUCAAGAAAGCAAAUGAAUUGUCUAUUUUAUGUGGCGGAGAAGUCGCUAUUGUCGUGUUUUCUCCAGGGAAUAAGCCAUACUCUUUUGGUCACCCAGGAGUUGAUGCUGUUGCGGCCAAGUAUCUUCAACAAGAGCCUAAACCAAGAUACCCCUCUUCUGAUGCUUCCAAUAUGGAUGAGCUGAAUCUGGAACUUGCUGAGGUGUUGGCUCAAAUUCGUGAAGGUGAAAAGCAGGCUGAGACUUAUGAUGAGAUCCUGAAGCAAAAUGAUGUGACAACACUCUCUAACCUUGAAGAAUUGAGAUGUGCAUAUAAAGAGCUUCAAGAUUGGAUAAAAUUGCGUCUUAGUGAUAUCGAGAUAUCAGAAUAUUUGAUGUUUCUUGCUAAGGAGCCAGUUGUGGGAGUUAAGGCUAACUCUGCAGAACAAGAGUAGAAGAAAAUUUUAUGUUUUUUAGCAUGAAAACUAAUUUUAGUUUAUGCUCGCUUUUUUAUGAAUAAUUUAUAUUCCCUUGUCUCUUUGAAAUCUGAUUGCCCGUGUAGUUUUGUGUCUUUGAAAUUUAUGAGUGAUUAAUAAAGUUUUGUGUCUUAUGAUUGUUUAACUUUUCAAUACAUGAUUCAAGAUUUACCAUCCUUAAUUGCUCCUCUCUCCUUUAAUUCAUUUGAUGCAUCCAUUCAAUUUCAAGAUUACCAAUUGCUCAUUUUUAAGAUUGUUUUUUUUUUUCUUCCAAUGAUUCAAUUACAAAUUGCCCAUUCAUUCAAUUCAUACAAAUUCAAGGCAUAAUUAAUUUUGAUAUUCAAAAAGUGCAUAAGUUCUUAUAAAAAAAGUGCAUAAGCCUUUUUUCGGUCUGCUAGGGUUUGCAAGAAUCAGCCGCCGCCUAUCUUUCCUACCAUCACACCGCUGCUCACCCUCACAACACAGCCACCGUCCCUCCUCCUUUUCGUCCCGAUCUGUUCCGUUAAGAUGUAGCAUCUCCGUCUAGUGGUGCGAUCGACCUUGGCGUCACGACACCACCACGUUUCCACCCUUCAAAGGUGGUUCACGCAGCCGCCGCCGCAGUCUACUUUGGCGUUCUUCAAACGCGUUUUUGCGGGUUCUUUGCUCGCCGGUACUCGGCAACAAUGGUUGCAACAGAACACGCAUUGUGAUAUGUGUGGGUGGUUUCUACCACCGUGAAAUCGCCGAAAAUCACCGGUGGUUGGAAAGGUUCCAUAAAUUGUUGAGGGAACAACACUUUGACUCAUGUAAGGCAGUGGUUUCUGAUUCUACAUUCUUUUCACUGUGGUUUUGGACUUGUCAUUCACACCUCUGUGCGUUGUUUUGUUGGAGUCUACUAAUGAGCUAGACUCUUCAAUACCCAAGUCGGCCUAAUUUGCUCGAAAGGGCUAGGUGCGUAGGUACUCUGUGUUACGGUAGUAGUUGAUGGUGUCUUUGGUAUUUUCUGUGCUCGUGGGCUCGGUCCUGCUGACUGAUCAUCCCUCGAUCUGAUGUUCAAUUGAUUUCUAAGUUGCUUUAACAAGACUUAUUUCGUCGAAGGUUGAUACAGAGGUCUAACCUUUACGGGUCUAUCUCAAUAUUUGUAUCAUUCUAUGAUUUCAGACUGUUUAGCUUGAAAAAGCCAUCAUCACUUGUUGCUUGUUGCAGGGUGUAGUAGGUACGUGAGUGAGCUGUUCUGUGUUGACGGUCAGUUCAUUCGCCUUAAGUUACCAAGGACUUCUAUUUUGUUUAUUAGGAUUCAAUAUGAGUUUGUAUGUUUUGUUGUUCUACGUUCAUUCCGAUGGGGGGCAAGACCUAGUCCCCCUUGUAAUUAUCUUAUUUUUCUUUUUUAAUAAUAAUAUGAGCUAUAGGUGGAAGACGGGAAAGGAUAUGAGUGCCGACAUAGUUGACAUAUGAAUCCCUA
Messenger RNA from Trifolium pratense (red clover), 1981 nucleotides. Its product is annotated as agamous-like MADS-box protein AGL29. Lineage: Eukaryota; Viridiplantae; Streptophyta; Magnoliopsida; Fabales; Fabaceae. Bases 1 to 516 code for a protein of 171 amino acids. The record is from RefSeq and is a predicted model, not a curated record. Gene Ontology annotation, biological process: positive regulation of transcription by RNA polymerase II. The transcript is spliced from 2 exons. Gene Ontology annotation, molecular function: RNA polymerase II cis-regulatory region sequence-specific DNA binding; DNA-binding transcription factor activity, RNA polymerase II-specific; protein dimerization activity.